CACAACGCCUAGCUAGUCGUUUGGUCGCAACGCCCCUGGCGAUGCCGCCCAGACUUCGCGCUCAGCAGGCUCCGGUUGAGGCAGAGGAGGUCACGAGGCUGAAAGCUGAGCUUCAAACGCUCUCUAGGACCCGUGGUACUCAAGACGUGUCUGGGCGAUACUCUCGGCUGCAUUCUGCUGCGACUCUCGCCGAGGUUGACAAGCUAGAUGGCAACGAGGAGGCGAGCGUACUGGCGUUGCUCGUUGCCGCUUAUGGUGCAGUCGGGCGGAGCAUUCUCGGCACUGCUGGCGCCAACUUGCGGGUGUGGGCAUUGCUCGGCUCCGAAAUUCACGAGCGCCGCACCCCGCAGCUGGUCCUGGCCCUGCUGCGCUCGGAUACUCUCAGCCUGCUCGCACAGAUCUGCUCAGCACUGGGCACGGCCGAUGGCGGCGAGGCUGCCGGUCCCUCCACCAGCAGCAGCAGUGCCAUCCCGCGCAGUGCACAGGUGGCCAUCGUCGGGCAGGUCUCUUGCAUGCUCUACAGCAUUGUGAGCACGACGGACGCAGAACAGCACGCAGUGCUAUCUGAUGUAGUCACCGCGCUCGGGCGCAGCCAGCUUCUGGAGCAUCUCGCCGGGGCCAUCCUGCGCCUCGCGGCAGUGCUGCCACCGGGCGUGCGCGGCAUCGGCGACCCGGACGCCGCUUUGGUUCGUUUCCACGGUGCAGGCCAGGAGCCAUCAGCGGCGUUUGAUGCGGAGGCGGACUGGGCUUGCCUGUGCCUGGCGGUCCACGCAGCGUGCCAGUCAGUGGUAGCGCUAGGGUAUUACAAUAAGUUGACUUUUGACUUCAGCAGGCUUGCGCCUGUGCCGCACCCGGCGUAUGCGGAGACGCAUCCGGCGGUGUUGGUACAUGUGUCCCAGCUGCGUCCGCUGCUGUCCGGGCGGUGUGUGCAGUGGUUCGUGGUAUGGGCGCUGCAGGCCGCGUGCCUGGGCUCUGAAGCUGCAAAGGCUCCUGCUGCGGCGGCUCCGGGCGCAGCCGCCGCGGCAGCAGCGGGGCCCGGGCCCUCCGGCCCCGACGCGCCACAGCAGGAGGUGCCGCGGAUCCUGCCCCUCCGUCUUCCACCAGCGCCAGCGGCUCUCCCGGCAGCUGGCACGCCUGUCGCCGCUUGUGCCCUUGUGGAAACGGCCGUGAUGCUGGUCUGGCAGAUGACUGUGAGCGGGCCCGGGCACCUGCCAAUCGUGCAGCCGCCUGUCGGCUACAGACCGGCGGCGACCCCAGUGCAGCAGAUGGCACCCGGUGCGGCUGCUGCCGGUGCUGGUGCGUAUGCCGCUGCAACUGCCGCGAACGCUGGUGCCGGCCGCUUGGGGCGGGCGGCGUUGCCCAGUGUUCCCAACAGCGCCGUUGCAGUGUACGACUUGAUCAAAGCGGGCUGGCCUGGAUUUUACGGCAUGGGCAGCGGCGUUAGUGGUACCGGUGACGGUGGAGGCGCCGGUGACGGCACACGUGUGUAUAUGUCAGCAGCGGCACCGCUGCUGUGCCGGCUGGUGACGGAGCUGCGGCCGCGCCAGGCGGCGGCGCGGCUGCCGGGGCUGUGGCGGGAGGUGCUGGUCCCAGAGGUGCGCGACCUGGCCAGCGCAGGCUUCGGCACUCUUGUGGCCGAGCUGCUUCGGCUGCAGGUGCCCGCACCGCCCCUGGCGGCUGGCGCGCCGCAACCGUCAGCACGGGCCAGCAGUUACAGCACUUACAGUCUGCGCUGCGCGCUGGACGCGGGGCUGCUGCCGGCGCUGGAGCGGGUCCUUCGCAACGAGCAGGCGUGGGCGAUAGGCAUCCCACAUGUCAGUGACCUCAGCAAUGGGCCUGGUCGCGCCAGUAGCACCGGUCCUCAACCCGGCGCCUGCAAUGCCUUCCACAUGCUGCGUGAAAUAAACGGUAGUUUACGCUAUUCGGGCUUGUGGCCGGCGGCGCUCGCGCACGCGCCGCCGGAGCAGGUAGUCGGGCUGGUGGCGACGAUGACGGCGGCCGCGCGGUGGCUUUCGCAGAAGCCGCCGGUCAUGCUAAGGGGCCGGCCGCUGGCGGGGCGCCUGAACAAGAUGAUGCCAUACCAGGGAGACGCAAUGGGGCUGCUGUGUGGCAACCUGGCAGCGCUGUUGGAGCAGGGGCUAGACCUGGCGGAGGAUGCGGCGGCAGCGGAGGGCUCGGCGGCAGCGGCACGUGCGGCGCGGGAGGAAGCGACGGUGUCGGUUGCAGGGGCUCCGGCGGGCUCCAGCAGCCACAGCCACCGGCGCCCCUACCUGCGGCUGAACGACGCGCUAGAGGCUCCAGAGUCCGCGCCCAUGCAGUGGGCGUGGCUGGUGGCUGCUGGCGGCACGCCGCCGGCUGGGUCGGCGGCGGCGGCACAGCGCGACUGGCUGUUGUCCUUCGCGGCACUGCAGUGGCUGCCGCUGCUGCUGGAGGAUUUAGGCGCCACUCUCGAUCAAAUUGUGGAACUGGAGGAAAGAGCCGCAGACGGAAAGGCUGUGGGCUUGAGCGCCAUUGGCUUGGAGACGGCGGUGGUGGUGCUGCGGGUGGCAGGGGGGGUGCUGGCGGCAGCCGCGUUGGCGCAGGCAGAUGCGGCAGAAACGGCACAACGAGUUACAGAUGACGACAGUACGGGGCAGGCGGCGGCGGGCAUGGCGGGAGCUGGCCAGGCGCAGCAGCGGCAGCAGCAGCAUCUCGAGUCCUGGCGGCCAUUCAUACUCGGGCUGGUGGACGGCGGGUACCUGCGGCCGCUAGUCGGCUACAUGGCAACACACACGGAGGAGUGGGUCGGCGGCAGUAGCAGCAUUAGCAGUGGCAGCACCGGCGACGGCACGCGCUGCGGUGGCGCAUACAAUGCGGAUGCUGAUGCUGCAGGCGGCGACGGCCUGGAGGGCUGCGUGUUGGAUGCGCUGGAGGCCUUCUGGGCGCACCGGCCAAAGGCAGUUGUGGGCCUCAUGCUGGUAGGGGCCCAUGAUCAGGGCGACUGCACCAGCAGGCUUUGUGACCAGAGCGACAGCGUUGGCAACACAGACAGCAGCUGCAGCAACGGCAGCAGCAGCAGGAGCAGCAGCCCAGCACCGGCCCAUCAGGUGGUGGUGGACCAGGAUCUAUGGGGUCUGCGACCGUUGCGGGAGGUGGCGGCGCAACACGGGCGGUCAGAGCUGGUGCAGCUGAUGGAUGCUGCGAGUGUGUCUUUGGCUGCUGCCUUGGAUAUGGCAGACGCAGCGGCGGCAGGUUGCGAGGCAAGUGUGGGACUACCGGAUGUGUCCUUCAGCCAGCAGGUGAAGCAGCUGCAGCUGAGGCUGCGGCGCCGUUACGGUGGCGCGGCAGAGGGCGGAGGCAGUGCAGAUGGCGCUGACCGCGACGCCACCGGCCGCCACCUGCGCCGUGCCUGGCGGCUGCUGUCGCCUUACGAGGUACGGCAGCAGGUGGAGGCCGCACUGGCAGCAGCAGCGGCGGCGGCGGCUGUAGCACCUGCGGCGGCCACCAGCAGCGCCGGGGCGGCCAGCGGCUCGGGUGGCGGCGGCGCGGCAUCAGUGGCCGCGGCGACUGCGGUUGCGCCUGCAGCCCUGUGCGCCAACCCCAGCUGCAGCAGCCUGGACGGCCCGAGCGCGCUGGUGCCUCCAGGCGGCGGCAAGACGUGCUCGCGGUGCCGUGCGGCCCGCUACUGCUGCGGCUUGUGCCAGCUGCAGCACUGGCGCGAGGAAGGCCACGCCACGCAAUGCCCGGGCGUGGUCGCGGCGGCCGCUCCUGCCGGCUCGGCUGUGGUCGUGGGCUCGGCUGCAGGCGUGGGUGCGAGCAGCGCGGCUGAGGAAGGGGCAACAUAAGAGGCAUGUGGCUUGUGUUGCAAGGGCUUGGGGUUGCGUGGGCUUGGGACUGCACUUACUACUAUGCGCAAACGCACGAAGUACCGUAAUGUGUAGGCACUCUUGUAUUGUUGGUUGCGAACGUGCCGUAGUUGCUCCGGUUGAAUUGCGGAUGGGGAACAGCGACUUGCAUUGCCACGGCGCCACUGGACUCUGUUGGCAGCUGGCACCGUGCUUGUGACCUCGGGCUGUGCAGUUGGCGCCGUUGGCUGUGGUGAUCGCACUUGCAUUGGAGUGGAAGCGCUGAGUGCUUUCUGAAAUGACGGUCGGCCGAAGACUUGUGGGACGAGUUAGGACAGGAUGCCAUGGUGGGACACCGGGAAGUGCGACCAGUGCAUCCGGAUCCGCUGGGUAUGGCUGGGCAGCGGGACUAUGUCCAUGGGGGCACCGCGAAGCACAAGGGUCCAGUGCAGGGGUAAGACCAGGGCGUCACGGUCAUUGCCUGCACACGGCCUACACAGAACGUGCCAGGGUUGGAUAGCCAAGGCAAUGCGGGCCGGUGAUUAUGUCCACUCCUGACUAUAUCGGAAUAUCCAGAGCGUAGGACUGCCAUACCUCGUGAUUACCAAGCCGGUUCGGCCCUCCGGGGGUCUGGACGUCAGUCUAUGUGGGAUGACUGGGUCGCAGAACCCGUGCAGAGCCCCUCCACCAUCGCAUCUCCUGCUUCUGAAUUGAUCACUCACUGUUCU
This is a messenger RNA of Chlamydomonas reinhardtii, 4552 nucleotides long. RefSeq lists its product as uncharacterized. NCBI's taxonomy places the organism in Eukaryota, Viridiplantae, Chlorophyta, Chlorophyceae, Chlamydomonadales, Chlamydomonadaceae. Bases 42 to 3824 code for a protein of 1260 amino acids. The record is from RefSeq and is a predicted model, not a curated record. Gene Ontology annotation, molecular function: kinase activity. The transcript has a single exon.